AGAAAGUGGCAGUGGGGAGGAUAAAGGGACCGGGAGAGGGAGAAGAGAAGGAUAUAGAGGCGAAGGGAGAGGGUUACGGGAUGAAUUAAAGAUAGAAAGGGAGAGAGUUGUGGUGGGGGGAGAGGGUGGAGAGUUCACCAGUGGAAGGGAAGGGUAGUUUUGUGUGUGUGAGAGAGAGAGAGUGCAGGGAGAUAGCGGUAUAAAUCUGGGCGCCUACACUCUCCUCCGGUGCAGUGAGUGGGGAGCGGGCCGACUUUAGCAACUCCGCAAGUUUUGUCCCAACUGUUGCAGCCUUCUUGCUGACGGAGACGACGGACAGUGAGAAGAGGCUGAUGUUUGAUUAUUUGGAUGUUCCUACCCAAUCCUGUUGAAUCCCAAGACCACAAUGAGUGAAAUCGUAAUAGAUAAAUCCAAUUUACCUCGGGUGCGAGAAGUGUGCCGUGGCUUUGCAGUGUUGGAGGACGGAGCGUUGGCACAUAACCUUCAGGAGCAGGAGAUUGAGCAGCACUACGCCUCGAACAUCGAGAAGAACAAGCUGGUGCGGCAGGAUGUCUGCGUGGCCAAGAAGCUGCAGGACGAGGAGGAGCUGGAGGCCAGGCACUACAGCCGGGAACACCAGCAGCAGAUUGAGGAGCUGGAUUCCCAGUACGCCAAGGUUGUCCAGGAGGAGAUCGAGAAGCGGCUUGAAGAGAGUCUGCGGCGGGAGGCGCAGGACAAGGAGGUGGCCCGGAGGCUGCAGGAGGAGGAAGAGCUGAGGAACCAGAGGAGACUCACACUGGAGGCUGAGGUGUACGGAACCAGACAAGAGGCAUACCGACAGAGGGGGAAGAAACUGUGGCGUGGACAGGAGGGGCACUCCCUGGACCGGAAGGUUGCAGAGCUGAAUAUCAGAGAUGAGUAUGGCGUUGAUGAGGAGCAGCUGCAGAGGGACGAGGCACUGGCCCGUCUCCUACAGGAGGAGGAAGAAGUGAGGAUGAUGCAGCUGAAAUCAAGGAGCCAAAAGAAUCAAGAGGAGGACUUUCGCACUGCCCAGGUUGCACAGGAUGAGGAAAUUGCCCGGUACAUCCAAAGACAGGAGCUGAAAGCCCACAAGCAGUCCAAGGAGCUCAGGAGAGCGUGCUCCGGAGAUGGCGACAAUUCCCCGGAGAGGUGGGAAAGGCGGAGUCGAAUGGGCUUCUCUCGCCAGGAGCGGCUAAAUUCGGAAGGAUUCCCAUCUCCCAGUGGUGGGCAGAGUCCAGAGCGAGGGUCGUCACCAACGGAACAGUUGCAGCAGUCAAGAUACCUGUUUCCAAGAAAUGUCGCUGAAGAGAUAGAUCCAACCUUUAAAACCAAAAAUGCCAAGUGUUCGCCGGAGACAGUCCGUCCUGUUCCACCAGGGCUGCCUCGCUCCCGUGCCGUGCCACCAGACGGUUUCUACGACUACCUGGACGAGCCCUCCGAGCCCGCAUUUGUCCCGCCGACCCGGCGGCAGGAAGAGAGGUUGGCGAGACAGAAAUCAAAGGAGAAGAAGGAAGGGUGUAAGCAGCAGUGAGAGAGGCCCACGCCGUACCCCGGGCUGAAAUGCUGCUCCGCCUGAGAAGAUCCUGUCACAUACUUGUGCACAAGUGCCAUGCAUAUAUAUAACUAUACGUGUGUGUGUGUGUGUGUGUGUGUGUGUAUGUACACACACACACACACACACACACACACACACACACACACACUUCUCUCCUCGUAUAAACUCCAGGUUUCCGUUGCACACUUUGCUGGAAGCUGUCCAAGUAGCUGCGUUAAUGGCUCCGGAGUCCGCAGCUGUAGGCUGUCCUGCAUCGCUUGUCUCACCGAUUUCGAUAGAUCUGCACCUAUAGGCUCUGGUCCAAUAACCCAGAGAUAGCAAAAAGCAGCCGGCAUUCUGACACUGGCAGCAGUCUGUUGCCCUUCAGUAUCAGUGACGGGAGGAGAGCCAGGGGUGGGGGGGUGGUUCAUUCCCCAAGUGCAAGAACCAGCCUAACGUUUGAGUGGCUAGCAACAUGGAAGUGGUCAUUGGUGAGACCGAAAGGUGCAAAUUUAUGUGCCCCUUUCUCAUCCUUUCUGUUCACAUGGGUCUAAGUGUCAAACAGGCUGCGUGCCCCUGGUCCUGAUGGAAGUGCUUGUUGUAACUCUCCCCUGUAUACAGUGCCCAUAGCUGAAAGUGAGAGCCGAGGGGAGGAUGGCAUCUUCUCACCUCUGGCCUUGAGCGCUCCUGAAUGAGGUAAAGAAAGCCCCCGCCCCCUCCCCAUACCUUUCCUCUCGAGUACGGACAGGUAUGAUGGAGCCAGGGACAGGCCGGAGAUCCUCCCAGCCUUGUCGCACACCGACAGUGCCCAGACUUGCCACCAGAGGCCGCACCAACUGGGACGAACCAUCGCCAACUCGUCCCUGCUGCUCACCACUGGAGAGGUGCCCCCCCAACUUUGCAGAGACCCUCAGUGAGUGACCUGCCACAUCACCUUCUCUAUCACAAUCCGAAGAAGCUGGCCCCAAGGGCCGAACAUUCCAGUCAAUUAACUUUCGCCUGUUUGGGUGUAUUUAAUGAAGUUAGAACAUCUUUCUUGAUCGUUAUUCUGGACAUUGAAAGAGAGCUGUAAUCUGUAUCGGGCCUGUGCUGUACUUGUCCCAGGGGUGUUCGAUGGGAUCAGUGAGGGAGAAUUUUGCUAUGUACCCAGUCUCUGUUUCCAAGCCCGGGAAUGGUUCAAAAAACGUAAAUUGCUUUGCAGGAUAUCUCACUGCCUGUAUUUUCAGCUAUUGCAUUUAUUUAUUUACCUGUUACCUUUAACCUGUAAGUUGGCUCAGUGUGCCAGCACUUGGGGUGGCAUCUCGAAUGUCCAAGUUUUGUAUUAUUAGUAGGGCCAAUAAAGAGUUUGUAGACCUGUACACAUUCUAACAGGUGGAA
Mobula hypostoma (lesser devil ray) is the source of this 2911-nucleotide messenger RNA. It is a transcript of the gene ccdc187, whose product is annotated as coiled-coil domain containing 187. NCBI's taxonomy places the organism in Eukaryota, Metazoa, Chordata, Chondrichthyes, Myliobatiformes, Myliobatidae. The record is from RefSeq and is a predicted model, not a curated record. The coding region runs from base 386 to 1531 and encodes 381 amino acids. The transcript is spliced from 12 exons.